Messenger RNA from Monopterus albus (swamp eel), 5252 nucleotides. It is a transcript of the gene srgap1a, whose product is annotated as SLIT-ROBO Rho GTPase activating protein 1a. The coding region runs from base 77 to 3037 and encodes 986 amino acids. The record is from RefSeq and is a predicted model, not a curated record. The transcript is spliced from 20 exons. NCBI's taxonomy places the organism in Eukaryota, Metazoa, Chordata, Actinopteri, Synbranchiformes, Synbranchidae. Gene Ontology annotation, molecular function: protein binding. Gene Ontology annotation, biological process: signal transduction.
UCUCUUGAUUUUCCAGGUGAGGAGGGAGAGUAAGGACCACGCCACACUGAGCGACAUCUACCUCAACAACGUCAUCAUGAGGUUCAUGCAGAUCAGCGAAGACUCCACACGGUUACUCAAGAAGAGCAAGGAGAUAGCCUUUCAGCUCCAGGAAGACUUAAUGAAGGUCCUAAAUGAGCUGUACACAGUGAUGAAGACCUACCACAUGUACCACUCAGAGAGCAUCAAUGCUGAGAGCAAGCUGAAGGAGGCGGAGAAGCAAGAGGAGAAGCAGAUUGGCAGAGGGGAUCCCGUUUUCAGCAUCCGAAUGGAGGACAAAUACGCGAAGCGCAGCUCUGUGAAGAAGAUCGAGAAGAUGAAAGAAAAGCGUCAAGCCAAGUAUUCAGAGAACAAGCUGAAGUCGAUCAAAGCACGGAAUGAGUACCUGCUGACACUGGAAGCGACAAACGCCUCCGUUUUCAAGUACUACAUCCAUGACUUGUCGGAUUUAAUUGAUUGUUGCGAUUUGGGGUACCACGCUAGUCUGAAUCGAGCCCUGCGGACCUACCUGUCAGCCGAGUACAACCUCGAGACAUCACGCCACGAGGGUCUUGAUAUCAUUGAAAAUGCUGUGGACAGUCUGGACCCACGCAGUGACCGGCAGAGGUUUAUGGAGAUGUACCCUAUGGCCUUCUGCCCACCCGCAAAGUUUGAGUUCCAGCCUCACAUGGGAGACGAGCUGUGUCAGAUCUCAGUGCAGCCACCGAUGAGCGGAGAGCUCAUCCUGAGGUUCCAGCAGCUGCAGUCUCGUCUGGCUACUUUGAAGAUUGAGAAUGAGGAGAUCAAAAAAACAUCAGAGGCCACCCUGACCACCAUCCAGGAUAUGGUCACCAUUGAAGACUAUGACGUGUCAGAGUGUUUCCAUCACAGCCGUUCCACAGAGUCAGUCAAGUCCACUGUGUCAGAGACGUACCUCAGCAAACCCAGCAUUGCUAAGAGGAGGGCCAACCAGCAGGAGACAGAGCAGUUCUACUUCAUGAAAUUCCGGGAGUUUCUGGAGGGCAGUAAUCUCAUCUCUAAACUGCAGGCCAAACACGACUUGCUGAAGAGGACGCUCGGUGAAGGCCACAGAGCUGACUACAUGACCACAAGACAUCCCAAUGGGCCACUCAAAACCCACACUGGCACCCGGCGGCCUAGACCUCGCUCCGUUUUUAAUGUUAGGUUAUUUAAUGGCAAUUUGGAGUCAUUUAUUAAGGAUUCUGGACAAGCUAUCCCCCGUGUGGUCGAAAGCUGUAUUCGCUACAUAAAUUUGUAUGGCCUCCAACAUCAAGGAAUAUUCCGUGUGUCUGGAUCCCAGCUGGAGGUCAAUGACAUCAAGAACUCAUUUGAGAGAGGAAAUGAUCCUCUGACGGACGACGAGAACAACCAUGAUAUCAACUCAGUGGCUGGUGUUCUGAAACUUUACUUCCGGGGUCUGGAGAACCCUCUUUUCCCUAAGGAGAGGUUCAGUGAUCUGCUCUCCUGCAUCAGAAUAGACAACCUGUAUGACAGAGCACUGUACAUCCGUAAGAUCCUCAUGACCAUUCCCAGAUCAGUCCUCAUCGUCAUGCGCUACCUCUUUGCCUUCCUCAACCAUCUCUCCCAGUACAGUGAUGAGAACAUGAUGGACCCAUACAACCUGGCCAUAUGCUUUGGCCCCACACUAAUGCCCACACCAGACAGCCAGGACCAGGUCUCAUGCCAAGCCCAUGUCAACGAGAUCAUCAAGACCAUCAUCAUCCACCAUGAGACCAUCUUUCCAGAUGCCAAAGAACUGGAUGGACCAAUUUAUGAGAAGUGCAUGGCUGGAGGCGACUACUGUGAAAGCCCCUACAGUGAGCAUGGAGCGCUGGAGGAGGUUGAUGGAGUUGAAGGAGGGACGGAGACACACACCAGCGAGGACGAGGGCGAACCCAUCGAAGCCAUCGCCAAGUUUGACUACGUUGGGCGCUCUUCCCGAGAAUUGUCCUUCAAGAAGGGUGCCUCCCUGCUGCUUUAUCAGCGGGCGUCUCAAGACUGGUGGGAGGGACGGCACAACGGCAUCGAUGGUCUGGUACCACACCAGUAUAUUGUAGUCCAAGACAUAGAUGACAACUUCUCAGACACUCUGAGCCAAAAGGCUGACAGCGAGGCCAGCAGCGGCCACGCUGGAGAAGACAAAUGCUCGGGAAAAGACAUCACCUCACCCGCUGACACCAGGAUCUCUGAGGCCUACAUCUCCAGGCACAGGAAAAGAUCGGACCCACCGUCUCGACGGCCCCCUGCCCGACCUAGUGAUGUGCACUGCAUAGUGCAUGCGCCCCAGCAGGGUCACGGUGGACAUGGUGGCACCCCAGAAAUGGGUUCUCCAGUUCUAGGUCACUUCAGCCCGCGGGACAUGCUGCGGAGUCGCAACCACAUGCCCAUGGACAGCCCUGAGCGAAGGCGCCGCACUGGCCAUGGCAGUCUGACUAACAUCAGCCGGCAUGAGUCCCUGAAGAAGAUGGAGAGCCCCCCAAUCCGCCGCUCCACCUCCUCGGGCCAUUACACGGGCUUUACUGACGCCCACCACCACCACCAUCACCACCACCAUGGUGGCAAGUCCCUGGAUCCGGAGACUAUCGCACAGGACAUAGAAGAAACCAUGAACACUGCUCUGAAUGAGCUGCGUGAGCUGGAGCGGCAGAGCUCAGCCAAGCACGCCCCUGACGUGGUGCUGGACACCCUGGAGCAGCGGCAGACCUCCAGCGGAAGCGGAGGGGGUCCCACACCGGCCAGCUCCAGCGAGUCCCUCAGCCCCAUCCACGGAGCCAUGCUGAGGUCCAUUGCCAACACUGAGCCACCCAUCCGCCGCAGCACUGGCUCCUCCAGCGACACUAUGAGCACCUUCAAGCCUGUGGUAGCACCCCGCAUGGGAGUGCAGCUCAAACCCCCUGCCUUGAGGCCCAAGCCUUUGGUGCUGCCCAAGUCCAGCCAGGCACCACAGCCUCCUCCUACGUCUCCUCAGGACCCUCUGGACAAGUCCUGCACCAUGUAACAUCCGGCUCAGGAACCAGAGAUGUAAAACAAAAACUUCUCCUCGAUUUCCAGAUGGAUGCACAAUGCUACCAGAGUCUAUACAAAUAUCUAAAAGUAUGUAAAAUACAUGGACCUGGACAGGGAAAGACUUCUUGCCUUGUGAGAUGGCUGAAGUUUUAAAUGAGAGCAUAAAGAGGAAGUAGAGGUCAGUGUAGAUAGAUUUGUCAGUCAGACAAAUCACCUCUCUAGUUAUGUGUUGAUAGGCUUAGGUUGACAUUAUCAAUGACAUGUUCUUUUUAUAAAAUAAAUUUAAACAACAAAUCACAAAGGCUUCCUUCAAGGUUUUAGAAAAUGUAUACUAGUUAGUUUAGUUCAUGAACUGUGUGACUUUGAACAAAACACAGUGCAUGUAGCUCCUGUUUACCACUGACCCCGGAACAGUGCUCGUAGUGACCCCAGUGGUGUCCUGACAUAUAUAGAACUUGAUUUUUUUGUUUUUGUUCUUACCUAGGAGGGUCCCUGAAGGUGUUGUGAGUUGCUUCCUAAGCCUUACCUUUUUGAGAUGUAGCUGAAAUAUAAGGUGCUGUGACAACCUGACAGAAAUAGUUUGAUGGUGGGGCUGAUUAUAACCCUGAAGAGCCCUCAACAACUAACGGUACUCUGUUCAUACAUUAAUAGUAGCAUGUAAAGUCUGAAAAUUUCUUUGACAAGAUGUACCAUCAGUUGUCUCAGAAAUGUAAAAAAGAUCCCUCCUGCGCUGGAUUCACUUCUCACGUUGCCUGGAACAACAUCUGACUAUUGGAUAAAACCACUAUUUCAUUGUGAACUUUGAACAUUUCAGUGCAUUCUUGAAUUCCCGUGUCAGUCGCUCACAAUGAAGGGACACUAUAUGCCUAAUAACUUAUGCCUUUUCAUCUUUAUAAUCUGUGGAGAGUAGUGUGAAAUGAUCACAAAUCAUCUCUUACCUACAAUAUACACAACACAGUUAAAAAUACGGUGCGGGACACUUGCUUUAGCGUCAUUUAUGCCUCGCUCGGCUUUAUCUAUCCAAAGACAUGACUGAAUAAGUUAAAGCAUGGAUGUUGACCCUCCGUAUAUGGUGUAGACAUUUUUCAUAUUGACUGAUGUGUAUAGAACGAAGGCAGCGCCUUGUGGGAGUGCUGCCGGUAGCCAUGAACCUAAUGACUGUUACUGUAAAAGCCUCCAGAUAUGUCGACCCUGCUUCCCCUUUUCUUUCUUUGUCAAAGUCUCUGAAAACAGCCGCUUGCUUAGAGUCUCUCUAGUCUGUUUUCUGUUCAGGUGAGGAUGUCAGUGAUUUGUUUUUGUAUUCCUCUGUGACUGACACCGACAUCUGUGGACUUGCUGCACUUGAUGACACACAACGGCUGGCGUGCGACAGGAAGACGGCACGUGCAACAGGAGGACGUAUCACACAGUUGGUGAAGAAGAGCCCAUGUCAGUCAGCUCAUAUUGUACGUGUCCAGAUCAAGUAAUAAUUAUUUCUAAAUGCAAUAGCCCUAGUGAAACUGUAUGUGCCAGUGACAUGUAUGUGACAGCACCCCUGUAUGUCGUUUUUUAAGUAGUGCUGUAGAAAUAACACUAGUGGGUGCAUGUUGUGGGAAUGUUUGACUAGAGUAAUAACAUCUAGAAAAGACUUGUUUUGCAAUGAACAAGCAAUGUUCUUUCAGCAGGUUUACACUGUCUUUGACAGACAUUGUCUGUAUAAUAAUCAAAAGUUAAUUGAUUUUUGAAUUACUAACUUUUAUUUUUAUAAUCUCUUUCUAUGUUGUCAUUGUUCUGGGUAGAAAUGACUUAAAUUUAGAACAAAUGUAGAGUAUACAUCCAGAGAUGCAGGCGUUCCACCUGUAGUAUGAAGCUAGUUGUGAAAAAUGCGUGCGCUUUCAUCACUAUGUAUCGUCACCAGUAGGACUCGGUUAUGGCGUCUGUAGGCGUUAAGCUACUCUGUGAUAUUAUGUACAUCUGUAAUAUGUACAGUAUUUGUGAAAAGUGCCUUUAAAUAUGUUUUAGAGGAGCUUGACAUUCUAACCUGUGGGAUGUUUUUGAGGAAACGUAUAAGAAUAAGUAAUGAUGCCAUUUUCCAAACAACUUAUCACAGAAUUAAUAAAUAAACAGCUUUCCCACUUUUAUGUAUAUAACUGUAUAUAUGGCAUGUAACAUCAUGAUGUUUAGAGUUCUUCGAGGGCUUAUAACUCCAAGAAUUUCUUUCUAAUAAA